AUGGACACGGACUUGUAUCGCCUGUCAACGGAGCAAGGUUCGGCCCUCACUGGCACCUUCCCCGGCCCUGGUGCAAGGUUCAGCCACGUUCACCUGUACUUUGUAGGCCUCCUGCUUCUGUCUAAUGGUUGUUCCUAUCUCCUCACCUAUGUGGAUCGGUUCGCCUGGUGGCCUGAAGCUACCCCCAGCCUGACGUUGUUGCUCCAACGGUGGUCAAGACUUUUCUCAGUCGUUGGGCUGCCAUCUUCGAUGCGCCAUCCACUAUCACGACCGACCGCGGUGCCCAGUUUGCGUCUAACCUCUUCCAGUCUCUCCUCUCCCUUUGUGCUGUACCCGCAUCCGGACGACAGCCUAUCACGCGUCUGCCAAGGUGACGGUCGAGCGGUUUUACCACCAGUUGAAAACCUCCAUGAGCCCCGGAGAAUUGGACAGACCGUCUUGCCUUGGUCCUCUUGGGCAUCCGCUCUGCUCUCAAGCCGAACCUUGACUGUUCCGCCGCUGAACUGGUCUUUGGCGACACAGACCGACUUUCUGGUGAGAUGA
Molecule: messenger RNA, 543 nt
Organism: Spirometra erinaceieuropaei
Lineage: Eukaryota; Metazoa; Platyhelminthes; Cestoda; Diphyllobothriidea; Diphyllobothriidae
Source: the annotation of a GenBank genome assembly